UUCUCUUUAUGCUGCUACUUGUUCUUACUUUUCUUCCCUCAAAUUCUGACAUCAAAAACCCAUCCAAAUCACUUCUUCUAUUUGUAUGUAUCAAUAAUUUCUUCAUCCUUACUUUGAUCUGGUGUUAGAUUGGAUCACUUCUCCUAGUGUCCCGCCAAAAAGAACAGUCUUAUUUGGGAUGGAAGAUGAAAAGGUACCUGAGAACCAUUUGUCGUCGGCCGCAGCUUUUGUCGAAGGGGGAAUUCAGGAGGCAUGUGACGAUGCUUGCAGCAUAUGCCUUGAAGACUUUUCUGAUAGUGAUCCUUCAACAGUGACUAAUUGCAAGCACGAGUUUCAUCUUCAGUGCAUUCUUGAAUGGUGCCAGAGAAGCUCACAGUGCCCAAUGUGUUGGCAAACCAUCAGCCUGAAGGAUCCCAACUGCCAAGAAUUGCUCGAUGCUGUGGAACAUGAGAGGAAUCUGAGAAUGAAUCCACCUAGAAACACCACUAUUUUUCAUCAUCCAACCUUGGGAGACUUUGAAUUGCAGCAUUUACCAGUUAGUGCAAGUGAUUCUGAACUUGAAGAACGCAUUAUUCAACACUUAGCUGCUGCUGCUGCAAUGGGAAGGACUCGUCAGCUUGGUAGGAGGGAAGGUCAUAGGAGUAGGUCAUCUACUCAAGGCCGUCCCCAUUUUCUGGUGUUUUCAACUAAUCCAAAUUCUUCCUCCUCUUCUGCUUCUUCCCCUGCUCACAGGGGUGGAGUUGGAACACCUCCUGCUGUCAUGAUAGCUGGCCCAAAUUCUCCAUUUAUUACUGUAGAAGAUGAUUCUGCACAACUUACUACACAACCAUCUCCUGCUCAAGUUGAUCAGGUUACAGCCCCAACAUCAGGAUCAAUUGCUGUUGCAAAUCAACCUGGAACUUCCUCUAGCAAUCGGAGGUCUCCUGCUCAGACUUCCCCAAACAGUCAAGAUAGAGCUGGACCAUCAGAUUUGCAGUCAUUCUCAGAUUCUCUCAAAUCUCGACUAGGUGCAUUGUCAACAAGAUACAAAGAGUCGAUAACCAAGAGCACAAGAGGCUGGAAGGAGAGACUGUUUGCUCGCAAUAGUUCAACGCCAGACCCUUCCACUGAGGUUCGUAGUUCAACGCCAGACCCUUCCACUGAGGUUCGUAGAGAUGUGGAUCCAGAUAUUGCACCUGUAUCCCGCAUGAUGGAUCAUCUUGAAAUAGCAGAAGAUAGUGGAACCAACAUUGCCUCUGUAUCAAAUGAUAUGGAGGAUAGCUCAACUCCAGUUCCAGCUGAACAGCACACCUUAGAGAUGGGUGGCAACCCUUCUUUGACCGAGGACAAUGCACAAGCACCAUGUACUUCUAGUACUGCGGCAACCUAAGUUUUGAUUCAAUAGUUGCAUCAACUCAUGGAUUUCCUUUUCAUGGUGAACUCCUUUAUUCAUAUAUUUUCACUGCUGCUGUAAUGAUGCUUCAUCUCUCGUCCGGCGUAUGGUAAUCCUAAACCGACAUGUAAGAGUGCACUCAGAUUGUCUGAGAUCUCCAAUAAACGAACCUUGCUCUUGAUUUAUACCUUUGAACUGAAAGUAUUUGUAAAGUAGUCUAUGAUUUCAACUUCAUGUUUGUUUAUAUGUUGGAUAAUUGACGAUUAAUUCCGAAAAUUUAUUUCGAGUUUUGAGAA
Messenger RNA from Olea europaea var. sylvestris, 1668 nucleotides. RefSeq names its product E3 ubiquitin-protein ligase RHF2A-like. Gene Ontology annotation, molecular function: ubiquitin-protein transferase activity. Lineage: Eukaryota; Viridiplantae; Streptophyta; Magnoliopsida; Lamiales; Oleaceae. The transcript has 9 exons. The record is from RefSeq and is a predicted model, not a curated record. The coding region runs from base 179 to 1369 and encodes 396 amino acids.